AUGGCCGCAGACGCAGUGCAGGAGCUCAGGCAGCAGUGCCUUCAGAGAGGCGCCGCGGGGAUCAAGGGUCUUGGAAGGACGUUUCGCAUUAUGGACGAUGAUGGCAGUAAAUCUCUGGACUUCCAGGAGUUCGAGAAGGGGCUGGAGAACUACGGCGUGUCUGUGGGGAAGGACAAAGCACAGCAGAGCUUUGCCGUGAUGGACAAGGAUGGAACUAUCAACUUUGAUGAGUUUCUUGAGAAAUUAAGGCCGUCCAUGUCGAGCGCACGGAAACAGGUGAUCAAUCAGGCUUUUCGGAAGUUUGAUAAGACAGGAGACGGCGUUGUGACCAUAGAAGAUCUACAGGGUGUUUACAACAGCAAACACCACCCCAAAUACAAGAGCGGAGAGUGGACAGAAGAACAAGCCUUCCGCUCUUUCCUGGAAAGCUUCGACUCUCCGUAUGACAAAGAUGGAAAGGUGACGCUGGAGGAGUUCCUGAACUAUUACAGUGGAGUCAGUGCUUCUGUCGACAGCGACGAGUAUUUCAUCACCAUGAUGAAGAACGCAUGGAAGCUGUAGUCAUCAUCAUCAUCUCACGUGCAUGCACUCGUCUGACGCGCGCAGAAAUCAGUUUCGACGCAUCCAAUUUGUCAUUAGAUAUAACACUGAGAUGGUGCAGAUUGUGCAAUAUUUACUCAUAGAAAUUCCGUGUCUAAUUAAAAGUGUUUGAUUUCUACAUCUUGCUUUAAUGUUGCACACACUGCUUGUUCCCAGAAGACGAAAUGAAAGCAUGUGUAUCUUGACCGGAACGCCAGUAAACGGCGUGACAGCUGUCAAAACCCGGGCUUGUAAGACCUCAGCUUCAAAAGAGCUUUAUUGAGCUCUCUGACAAACACUCUUCAAU
Messenger RNA from Sinocyclocheilus rhinocerous, 886 nucleotides. RefSeq names its product calcyphosin-like protein. Lineage: Eukaryota; Metazoa; Chordata; Actinopteri; Cypriniformes; Cyprinidae. The record is from RefSeq and is a predicted model, not a curated record. The coding region runs from base 1 to 561 and encodes 186 amino acids. The transcript has 5 exons. Gene Ontology annotation, molecular function: calcium ion binding.